AUGGCCAACCAAGAAGACGUAGACUCUGAGGAGACACUCGGAUCUAAGAAAUUAGGUGGCAGAGAAAAUCAAGACAUUGAGCUGGGAGAAGCAACAAUGGACCAAAAGACUUAUGACCCCAACAUCGUUGACUGGGACGGCCCUGAUGAUCCUGAAAACCCUCUGAAUUGGUCGGGACUCAAGAAGGGCCUUCACAUCGCCUAUGUUAGCCUCUUCGUCCUCUACGCAAACCUAGCAGCGACCAUGUUUGCUCCUGGGGCAUCGGCACUAGCCAAGGAGUUCCACAUCACCAACUCCACAGUAGCCACAUUCACCGUCAGCAUCUAUGUCCUCGGCUUCAUGAUUGGACCCCUAUCUCUCGCGCCUCUCUCCGAACUAUACGGCCGACUGCCCAUAUACCACGUCUGCAACUUCUUUUACAUCGCUUUCACCCUCGGUUGCGCCCUUAGUAAGAAUGUUGGGAUGUUUCUUGCCUUUAGAUUUCUCGCCGGCUGCUCGUCGGCUGGCCCCUUGACAAUAGGGGGUGGUACAAUAGCCGACAUGACUACACAGGAUAAGCGAGGCAAGGCUAUGGCGAGUUUCCUCUUAGGACCGCUUCUAGGACCCACAAUAGGACCUAUCAUCGGUGGUUUCGUGUCCCAGUACAUCGGUUGGCGUUGGACAUUCCGGAUCAUCCUGAUCUUAUCCGGUAGUCUCAGUCUCGUCUCCCUCCUCUUCCUAAGGGAAACAAACGCCACCAUCAUCCUCAAGAGAAAAACAGAGCGUCUCCGGAAGGAAACCGGAAACACCAAACUAACAUCCAAACUCGAAUCCAACCUAUCGCCCCGAGUACUACUAACCCACUCCAUCGUCCGCCCAAUAAAAAUGAUUCUCUUCUCCCCCAUAACCCUCCUCCUAUCCCUCUACACCGGCGUCCUCUUCGGCCUCGUAUUCCUGCUCUUCACCACCUUCCCCAGCAUAUUCGAAGGCCAAUACGGCUUCAGCCCCGGGUCCUCCGGGCUCGCCUACCUCGGUCUCGGCAUCGGCAUCAUCUGCGGGCUCGCGCUGUUCACCCUCCUAAGCGACAAACUCCUCGGCCACGCCGCAGGAGACAGCAAGCCAGCGAAGCCCGAAAAGAGGCUUAUCCUCAUGAAGUGGUUCGCGCCCAUCACCUCCCUCGGCGUCUUCCUCUACGGCUGGAGCGCGUACUACAAACUCCACUGGAUCGUCCCCGAGAUCGGCACCUUCGUCGUCGGCCUCGGCUCCCUCUUCGUCAUGCUCCCGGCCCAGGCGUAUCUCGUGGAUGCCUUCGGCGCACAGGCUGCGGCGUCGGCGCUCGCGGCGAAUGUCAUUAUCCGGAGCCCGUUUGGCGCGUUUUUGACUUUUGCGGCGCCCCCGUUGUAUAGCAAUUUGGGGCUCGGUUGGGGGAAUACGGUGUUGGGGUUUGUGUGCUUUGCGUUUACGCCCGUGCCGUGGCUGUUUUUUCGGUAUGGGGAGUUUUUGAGGACUAGGUUUGCUGUUGAGUUGUGAUGUUGUAUUAUGUAUGUUGGGUAUAGAGAUAUGUGUACAUUUUCGGGUCGUGUUACAUAUUGUUGUAAUUUAAUUC
This is a messenger RNA of Annulohypoxylon maeteangense, 1585 nucleotides long. Its product is annotated as MFS general substrate transporter. The transcript is spliced from 4 exons. The record is from RefSeq and is a predicted model, not a curated record. NCBI's taxonomy places the organism in Eukaryota, Fungi, Ascomycota, Sordariomycetes, Xylariales, Hypoxylaceae. Gene Ontology annotation, molecular function: transmembrane transporter activity. The coding region runs from base 1 to 1509 and encodes 502 amino acids. Gene Ontology annotation, biological process: transmembrane transport.